UUUCAUCUUUUUAAAAAAAAAAAAGUUCCGGUGAAAUGCUUUGAAAUUCAAUCUAGCCGUCGUUCUUCUUCUUCAUCUCUCCCCCGCCUACUGACUUUUAUUUAAAUUUACUGAGAAACACAGUUACGCAGGUAGGUUAAAUCUUCGAUCACGAUGGAGAUGGAGAUGGAGGAAGGAGAGGGAACUACAGAGGAGAAGUACGACGUAGACAUCGCGACCACGGCUUCUUCACUCGGCGGCUCCGGCGUCUUCCACAUCAUCAAUGACAUUCUCGGUUUCGUGCUCUAUAUGCAUCAGCAGAUCCCUUCGGUAUUGCAAGACAUGACUCUUGACUUUGAUGGAUUGCAAACUGAGUUUACUGAUCUGGAGGCGCAUCUUACACAACCAGAUGUGAAGCCACUGGUCAGGAGAAAACUAUUGAGUAGGAAAAGAGAGGUGAAGCUUGAAAUUAAGAAACUCCAGAAGCUGAUGACCACCAUCUCUACUCUCCGAAGUGCCCUCCAGUUAUUGAUCCGUGAAGCUCCUCACAUUCACAGAGUUGUGUUGAUUCUUGGUGGUAGUCCUUUACGUCCUCAAAAAGCUUAUGAACUGUUAUUCACACACGGUGAUAAUGUUUUGAGCUUUCAAGGUGACUUUUCCAAAUGCAAAGCUACUGAAUCACUUUCCAAAAAGACUAUCCGAGCACUGAUCUCGACGGGUGCUGGAUCAACUUCGUGCCCAGGCCCAAUGAGGCUCUUUAUAUUGGUUCAAGCUCCAGCUUCUCUGAAUCUUCCCCAACAUUUCCUUCCUAAACGUGACUUCAGAUACAACAGAAAGUUUGUGCCUCUAAAGCUGCGGUUCAAGUGCAAAACUCAAGAUAAUGAGACAAAUGUUCCGUUCAAUACUGACACAAAUGAUCUAAUAUGGUUUCAGUGUCGACAUGUGAUAAAGGGCUUAGCUUUCCAGCAACCAGUCGAAGAAUAAUAAGACUUUUGAGUUUUUGUUUCUGUCUGUUGCAACUACUACACUCUAUCACUUGUCUUCUAAUCCAGUCAUGUACUCUUUUAUGGGUUUAUUAACACCUUUCUAAACUUUCCUGCCACAUUUAAAAGAAAAUCUAGCGAUUGUGUAA
Molecule: messenger RNA, 1111 nt
Organism: Raphanus sativus (radish)
Lineage: Eukaryota; Viridiplantae; Streptophyta; Magnoliopsida; Brassicales; Brassicaceae
Exons: 7
Coding region: 154-963 (269 amino acids)
Biological process (GO): regulation of exit from mitosis
Cellular component (GO): nucleus
Source: RefSeq, a predicted model, not a curated record